AUGCUAUUGUUCCCCAAGACCUUAAGGAAACUGGAAAUCGCCCGCUGUCCGCACCAUAGCAACCCAAGUCGCUCCUGGAAAGCUUCAAAGCUGUCCCAUGCUCUUGAAGACCAGCGCGAGUCGCUGGAGGUUUUGAUUCUCAGGGUAUGCAAGGAAUUGAUCGAUCCGAGGUCCAUUAAGACUGCACUCGUGAUUCAUCCGCCGGAUCCGAGUAUCCCGGGUUAUAUCUUUGGUUUGUCGCGGUUUCCGAAGUUGGAGAAGUAUGAGGGGUUUUAUCCGGAUACGUCGGGCAAGUUCAAGCAGAAGCAGGAUGCUGAGGGGAAAUAG
Messenger RNA from Aspergillus affinis, 327 nucleotides. RefSeq lists its product as uncharacterized. Lineage: Eukaryota; Fungi; Ascomycota; Eurotiomycetes; Eurotiales; Aspergillaceae. The transcript has a single exon. The record is from RefSeq and is a predicted model, not a curated record. The coding region runs from base 1 to 327 and encodes 108 amino acids.